GGCUAGGCUCCAUGAAGAAGAACAUAGUCACAUUAGCACCAAGAUUGCAGGAACCAUCGGAUAUAUGGCUCCAGAAUAUGCAUUAUGGGGUCAGUUGACAGAUAAAGCAGACGUUUAUAGCUUCGGGGUUGUGGUGAUGGAAAUUGUUAGUGGACAGAGUAAUACUAAAUACAAGGGAAGUGAUGAUGAAGUCUCCCUUAUCAAUUGGGCACUGAAGCUGCAACAGAAAGGGGACGUAAUGGAGAUAGUAGAUCCAGUGCUGCAAGGUGAUUUCAACAAAAAAGAAGCAGUAAGGAUGAUCAAAGUUGCUCUAGUUUGCACAAACUCAUCUCCUUCCUUAAGACCAACCAUGUCAGAGGUUGUGCAAAUGCUGGAAGGAGAGAAAGAAAUAACACAGGUUCUUUCAGAUCCUGGUUUAUAUGGACAUAACUGGAGCAUUUCAAACCUCAUGGACAUUAAUACAGAUGGUGACUUGAGCACAUCUGGUGUGACCGAUCAAACGGCAACGACAAUGAAAUCGUCAGUUUCUGGUCGUGAUCUCUACCCAUUAUACCCUGAAUCCAUGAUCUUAAAAUCCACAGUAGACUUAUCUUCCUCGUCAUUGUGAAGCUCUCUGCGUUACCUUGUGACGUACUAGAGACCAAAGGCUUACAAGACCGUUCGGUUUGGUUUUGUUGGACUUUGUUUUGGUUUGGUUCUGUAUUGAUUAAUUUUUAAUUUUGGAUACGGUUUGGUUUUCUAAACUUUUUAUUAAAUCAGAAAUGUAAAUUGUAGUCGGAUUCAACACUUGGUCGAUGUACGGCCUUUCCAUGACACGUCUAUGAAAUUUGCAUGUCUUUUAUUA
Eruca vesicaria subsp. sativa (arugula) is the source of this 844-nucleotide messenger RNA. Lineage: Eukaryota; Viridiplantae; Streptophyta; Magnoliopsida; Brassicales; Brassicaceae. The record is from the annotation of a GenBank genome assembly.